Anisakis simplex (herring worm) is the source of this 723-nucleotide messenger RNA. Lineage: Eukaryota; Metazoa; Nematoda; Chromadorea; Rhabditida; Anisakidae. The record is from the annotation of a GenBank genome assembly.
AUGCUCGGAGCGUUUCUGUUUUGCUUUUUCGGGACAUCCGCUGCAUUACCGAUCGGAUAUCAUACGUCCGCUCGACCUGACCUGUCUGCAAAUGCUUCGCAGUCGUCUGGAAGCUUGAGCUUUCCAGACACGAUCUGGCUUGGUGGAAUUGUCCCAUAUAAAAUAGACAAACAAUUCGAGGAAUUCGUUCGAGAGGCACUUUUCGGAAAUAAAAGUUUCAAAGAACUGAUGUCAAAGACUGAAGACGAUUUAGAUGCUGAACUUAAGAUGAUUUUAAGGAAGGGAGGGUUUUCCGAUGGUGAUUACCGUCGAUCUCCCAUCCAUCGCACUCAACCGUACGGUAAGUCAACGCUGCGAGGCAAUCGCUUCGAUGACAGCGAAAUUCCUGUUCGUCCGAUUGAGUACCGUAAGCAGGUGAUGCACCACGGCAUCCAUUCACCAGUUCAUUCGAAUCAAUACGAUGAAUCGAUGAGGCGUUUUGACGGUACGUCCACAGAUAGUAACAGUAUUUCCGAAGGAUUGAAGUCCUCAUUCGAUUUGGAUAUGGCACCAUCGUUGAACACAAUUAUUGGACAAAACAGCUUUUCGAUCGAUGGUUUAGAUCGAAAUGAUUCCAUUAACGAUCGGCUAUCUCUACUUGAGAAACAGGCUGAGAAUUUCAUAUCAACGAACAAACUUAGCACGUGCGAUUUAUUGCUGCAUGCAGUACUCUUCAAAAGAUGA